AGAGGUUCUUACCUGCAAGAUCGAUGAACAGCAUUGAGGGCUGUGUGGACCACAAGCAAGCCGGUGGCUGGCACGGGAAGCCGACAUAAUCUCUCCAUGGUUUUCGUGCUGUUUCGAGGCACCUAGGCGAUGCUUGCUUUUGAUCAUCCUGCCCUCGUCUAGCCUGACACACCAAGUCGGCCUCUAAACGGGCUGUCAAGGCGAGCGAAUCUGAUUUACCGCCGCAUGGCAAGGUCAGGAAAUGGCCCGGACCAGCCGUUCGACCUUCACCUCCCACACUCUGGACGAGGCGGGGUAACCAUACACACAGUGCAACCGCCAGACUGCCCUACACUCAAAGUCGUCAGCCAAUACUCUGGGCGCCAUGUCUCCAAUCUUAUUGGAUAUGCAGGGUAUGAAACUCGCCCUAUAGGUAUAUACCUCUGUAUAUAUGAAUGUCGGAGGUGAGGGCAGGUCGUCGCCAGGGCCGGGAGACCGAAAGGGGAAAUGUGGAGGUCUUUCUGGAAGAGCACCCCAGACAAUGGUUCAUUUUUCUCGGCAACAGCCUUUUCUCCAGACAGAUGCGCCUCUCAGGGCUCGCCAGGGGGGGCAAAGCAGUGCGGAACGAUGGCUCGGCAGGGCGCGGGUUGCUUGCUUUUUCGAUGCGUCCAAUGAUUCGGCACAUCGGGCGCGUCAGGGAGACGAUCAAUCUUGGGCUCGCUGGCCCCGGCAGCCAUUCAGCCGCCUUGGACGGCCUUGUUCGAUUUUCAGCGAGAUGAGAACCGUGAAAAGCCGGAAUUGUCGCGAGUUACUGGCAGAGGUGGCAAGCAAUGCCAACUGAUGAGGGUCAGAUGCGGUGUGAACGCAUCGGCAGGAACACUCUUCUGUGCCUGAAGGCUGCAUUCGGGUCACUGGACCGAGCGGUGAGGCCGCUUGGCGUGGAGAGAAGGUUGCAGUGAUGCAUCGCCGUCUCUCGGAAGAGGGGAGAAAGCCAUAGCGAGUAUCAGAAAAUAUCGCAGCGAUCGAGGGUGGGAAGAGGGUAUUGGGGCCAAGAGGAUGCUGAGACGCGGGAAUGUGUUGCUGGUUCAACUGAAAAAAAAAAGCGUCAAACAGGUCAUUCAUGCUGGAUUCCUUCAUAAAUCCCGUCAUCCUUGAUCGAUCCUGGUGAGUAUGAUUAGUCUCUAAACGCACCAAUUGGGAGCUGUGGUGAAUGUACAUAGCUUACUGCUGGCGAUAAGUGAGGUCUAAGACAGAAAGCCACUGGUAGUUGGUUCAAGAGAAAAGUGGGCACCUCGAGAUUACAACAAGCCACUUUGAGGGUUUGUUUGGCGCGCCGUUGAUGUUUGGUGGACGGGUCAUGUUUGAUGCUAGAGCUUGCCUCAAGGUGAAGGUGGCAUCGCGGAUCUGGGCCACGGGCAGCAUGAAAAGACCCCGAAAUGAUCUCCGAUAAUUUUGAAGUCGUGCGUCGGGUUGGCUGGAUGCAACACACCCUUCUGUCACUCGUCCCUGUGUCACCACCCUUGCCUGCCGGAACUGCUGCUGAUGGUCAGAACUCAGAAGCUUCUCCUUCACCGUGCAUGAUGGGCGUUGGUGAUAGCCGUUUUGGGAACAAGGUGAGCUGCCACAGCGCGGGUAGGUAGAGAUAGAUGGAGAUAGCAGAGAGAUGGCAGAGACUGUCUGUAGUGAGAACGUGUGAGUGAGGUUCAGCAGUCAGGGGGCCUGGCCUCGUCCAUUUUGAUUUCCGCCCCAUCUUGUGGCCAUCGCGCACAUCCCGGUCGGCUUCAAUCAGAGGUCGUCGAUAAUUGCGGAGGCGCUCGGGCCUGGAACCCACUGCGAACGAGGGUUCCCUGGGUGGCUGCCGAGGGCCCGACCUGAGACCCUUUUUGGUCUCUUCGUCUCGACAGGGAAGGCCGGGGUGAGCAGGGCCAGGGUCGCGGUCACGGUGUCUCCCGCCCACGCAACUGCCAGCGCCCGCGAUUCUUCAACUCUCUCCCUCUUCUGCAUCCCUUCCAUGCCGUCAAACCGCCAGACUCGACCCCCGAGACACGAUCCGCAACGCACUCGUCCAUCGCCUUCCCCACAGAUCGCUCAUUCCGUGCAUUUCGGCAAGUUUGCCCUGUGCAUAGCCCUGACGAGCUUGGCAUCCCUCGGGCCUCUUGUGUUUGCCUGCUUGCGAGAGCCGGUCCCUGUCUUGUAAAACCAGAUCAGAUCCCUCCCGCUGCACCUCAUCAUCCUGAACAUAUUAACGAUUGCUGGAAACAAUUGAUAACCUGGAACCACCACCACUUUGACCCCGGACCUAAUCUCGACGACAACUACGGAUACUCCGAACUUCCCUGUCUAUUUCGACUACCGUGCUGCUGUUAUCACACUCAUCACUUACAUAUAUAUAUAUACCUACAUAAAGGCAUUCGCCGGGUUCAGGACGCGUGGACUGGGGAACCUGGCGGACUGGACAGCUUCUCCGGACAGUUCGAGACUUCCCCGCAAAGCCCAGACCGAGACGCGCCUCGAUUCCCAUGUUUCAGUCGACGACACACCAGUGACUUGCAGGAAACGACGCUGAUUGGGAAUGGCCACCGUGGGAAGAGAGUCGAGCUUCAUGCCGACUGUGAAAUGCUCGUCAUGUGGCUUACAAGUGGAAAUCUCCCUAAUGGGAGAACAUGAAUGUUCGGGGCCGCCGGCGGUGGAAGAAACACCGCCGAUGCCCGCCCCGUCACUUUUUGAAAGAUUUAACCCGUGGGGUGCUCCUGCUGCGCCAAAGGACCAGUCUCGGGCACCCCCUCAAGUGGACACCUCUGCUGCCAAUCGUGCCUACGCAGGACAAGGCCAGUUGACGCCAGUGAGUUCACUGUCGAGUGGAUCACAACCGAGCGAGCAGAACAUCUCGCCCAAAACACCAAAUGCUAGACCUGCUACCAACAAGCCGGACGAAUUCUUUGCUCCUCUAAUUGCCAAUGAUUCGCCUCCCCCUCAACCAACAAGGAGAUCAGGGGGUUAUGGGGGGUUGGGUAACAGGACUGAUUUCGACGACCAGCUGCCGCCAUCAAACCCAGCAAGGAAACAAUCACCACCGAAUCUAAUGGAACGCCUGAAUUCCAUCGCUCCUGGGCCGUUUGAUGCCAACAGAAGGCCUUCGAGCAGUGCUCGUAGCGAUAUAAACGAUCGUCCCGGUACUUCAGCUUCCAACCUUGGCAGCUUGGGUGGAGGACAGGCACAACCCAGCCUGAGAAAGAACGGCUAUGGGGGUUUUGGCGUUCCUGCGAGGAGUCCGAGUCGGCAGGAAGACAAUCCUCCGCCAUUGACACCCAGUCGCGCCGAUACAUUUCCUCGUCCGAAUGAAGGCUUUCCGCCACCCCAGCGAACACCUUCUGCGCCACCCGCGGCCUUGAGAAUUCAGCCGCCAGACAGAUUACGUGCCCCAUCAGAGUAUUUUUCAGACAGAGAUGGCGGGACAUCGCCAGACAGCCGAGGGUCCAUGAUGAGCGACAGACCUCGCCGUCCCAGCCGUGGGCCAGACACUUCGAGACCCCCACCUCCUCGCAGUGCUACACUCCGACCCACCACCCCUGGUCUCCCAACCAUCAACCUUGCUGAGGAGUUCGGCGUUGGGAAUCCUUACCAUACGCCUUCGGAAUCGACAGGAUCAAGCGUGUCUGUUCACAGCAUGUCGGUACAGAGCGUGUCAGCCCAGAGCAGUUUUGAGCGUCGCCCUAGUCAAGCGAGCUCCCGAACUAGCCCACCCAGGUCCAUAGCAUCGAGAUCUGGACGGAGAAAGCCUUCUGACACAUCUAGUUUUGAUAACUUGAUGUCGGAUCUUCAGUCUACAAUGGACGAUAAUCAGCAGAAACCGCCAGGUCCUGCCUCUCUCAAAAUGCCAUACAAGGGAGGUAGAGAUCGGCCAUCGCCACUAAGCGCUCGUCCGCCACCGCCAGAGGGAGGAUAUGAUCCACGCAUCGACCCGCGUGGUCAGCGACGAGCAGCAGGAGGAUCCCCUCUUCCCUCUCCGUUGGAGAUCUCGCCGCUUGGCGAAAGCCCUGCCAUUAUGACACCUAGCAUCUUGACACCUGGAUCUGGAGCUCAGCCAUCUCCAGGCUGGCCGACCCCGAAACCGGAACCAGCUCGACCUCGUGAACAGGAGCCCCCUGUACCGCAACAAUCAGCGCUGAGAGAGCUGCAGGGAGCGUCUCCCAUGGACAGGCCACAAGGUCCGCAAAGAGCACCGCCGAUGGAAGCACCAAGAGAGCUUCAAAGGGCACCCACGAUGGAAGCGCCAAAGGAGACCCAGAGGCCACCCAUGGAGCCUUUUCGACCUCAGCUCCAAAGAGCACCAACAAUGGAGGUCCCGAGACAACUCCAGAGAGCCGCCACGAUGGACGAGCCAAGGGACAUGCAAAGACAAGAUCCCAGCAGAACUCCGCAACGACCUCGAGACCCCCGUGACGAGCUUCGCGACGGCAGACCUCUCCACGAACGAUCCCGCUCGCAACCUCGCAACUUGCCUCCUCCCUCGGCCCAGCCUUCCCGCGGCGACUGCAAGGCAUGCGGGCUGCCAAUCAAGGGGAAAUCGAUUUCCAGCGCCGACGGCCGUCUCACCGGGCGCUAUCAUAAGCCGUGCUUCGUCUGCUCAACCUGCCAGGAACCAUUCACGUCAGCGACGUUUUACGUCUUGAACGACAGACCCUACUGCGAGCAACACUACCACAAGCUCAACGGCAGCUUGUGCGGGAGCUGCGGCCGAGGCAUCGAGGGGGAGUAUCUCGAGGAUGAGACUUCUCGCAAACACCACGUCGGAUGCUUCAAGUGCGGCGACUGCGGCAUGGCGCUUCGUGAUGGGUACUUUGAGGUCAACGGCAGGGCGUUUUGCGAAAAGGACGCCUGGAGGCGGGUGCAGCAGCCUCCUCCUCCGUCUAUGAUGAUGGGCGGCGGCAGGGGAAUGGGUGGUCCUCCCGGACGAGGAAGAGGGGGCAUGAGGCCGCCGGGACCGAUGGGGCUGCCGGGGGCGAAUCCGAGGUUUGGGCCGAACGGUCCGUAUGGGAAUAGUCGACUCGGACCGGGGCCGAGACCGAAGAUGGAGAAGAGGAUGACGAGGUUGGGGAUGCUGUAG
Messenger RNA from Podospora bellae-mahoneyi, 5086 nucleotides. RefSeq lists its product as uncharacterized. Lineage: Eukaryota; Fungi; Ascomycota; Sordariomycetes; Sordariales; Podosporaceae. The transcript is spliced from 3 exons. The record is from RefSeq and is a predicted model, not a curated record. Bases 2552 to 5086 code for a protein of 844 amino acids.